Phyllopteryx taeniolatus (common seadragon) is the source of this 1463-nucleotide messenger RNA. RefSeq names its product trafficking regulator of GLUT4 1. The coding region runs from base 39 to 959 and encodes 306 amino acids. The record is from RefSeq and is a predicted model, not a curated record. The transcript has 5 exons. Lineage: Eukaryota; Metazoa; Chordata; Actinopteri; Syngnathiformes; Syngnathidae. Gene Ontology annotation, cellular component: membrane.
GGUCUACGCCUUGAUGGCUUUUCAAAAUAAAACAGGAAAUGCUGUGGUCGUUGAUGAGGCAGGGAGCCGCCACUAGGGGGCGCUUGUUGCAUCUGCUCUUUGCUCACUUGCUGUUGGCUUCGUCCAAAGAACAACAAGCAAAAGUUGACUCAUCACCUGUCAAUCACAGGGAAUCGAACCUGCACCCGAAUCCACGAAAGCGGCAAAGCGUCCGUCAUUCCGUUCACUCGAUCGACAUUGAUCAAUCCUCUCUCUGUGAUGUGUGUCUUCCCGCAUGCUCGCUGGCUGGACGCCAAUCACUUUUGCCGCAGCUUGGAUGUUGUGCAUUGUUUCAGGUUUAUGUAAGGCGAGGCAUUGAAAAGACACAAUUGAGCAGCAUGGACGAGUCACAGUGUCCGGCAGGCGGAUGCGAUGAGCGUGCGGCGGCGACGAGCCAACCGAGCGACGGUGUCCGACGAGGCCCGCCCCCGGCCUCGGGAACCACGGAGCACCUGGCGGUGAGCGGGGUGACCGGCAACAGUGCGGGUCCCGCGCCGCCCUCUGCCCUGACGGCCGACGCCCCGUCCGGCCCGGCCGAAGGGCGUCACGCCAAUGGUCGUCCUCGUUCCGGCAGCCUAUCGGGUUCUCCGAGGCCGUCACUUAACUCCCCGCGGCCGUCGCUCGGCCGCCAGCCCAGCGCCGUGACGGAGGGUCCGGAGGGUGCGGCCGAACAGUCCAAACCUCCAGACUUCCUGAUGCUGGCCAUCCUGUCUUGCUUCUGCCCGCUGUGGCCCAUCAACAUCGUGGCCCUCACCUUCUCUGUCAUGUCUCGCAACAGCUUGCAGCAGGGGAACGUGGACGGCGCCCGCCGUUUGGGCCGCAAUGCCAUGAUGCUUUCCGUGGUCUCCAUCUUGGGAGGCGUCGCCAUCAUCGCGGCUGCCGUCGCACUCAACCGCGAACUGAUUUUGAAAUCUGGAUAACGCAGCAGCGCCCCGUCCCGCCUCAAGGUCGCCCUGCGCCCACUUCCCGCACGUCGAGCAUGUGCCUGAUGUUCUACCUCCGCCGCGGGAACCCUCGUUGCCACAGAGACCAAGGGCACUCGCAGACGUUAGCCUCGGGAGCAGCGAGAAACGUCUUCCGCAUGAGCAACAAAAGCAUUUGUAGCAUUUGGACGUUUACACACUUGGUCACCGUGCCGGACGACCUAAGGUCACGCUGCAUGUUUCCAAACUUUGACCGUGGAUGGCUUUUGGCCACGCGGCCUCCUUUCAAUAGUACUUUGUCAAUUAGCAAUCGCAUGCCGGUUGGUUUACUAAUGACUAUACGCUAAUAGCACCCCGAGCUAACCUCAGAGCUAACACUAGCCAAUUGAUGUCGAUGUUGCGUGCACAUGAAAUUCCUAGCGUAAUAAUCUCGACCACCAGAUGAGUUCAUCUGCCGCAUGAUUGUUUAGCCGGCUCGACGCCAACGUGCCCGUUCUCCGU